AGGAUACGGGCGACAGCAGGGCUCGGGGUGGUCGUGCAGCCGACGAACGUCUCCGCGAAGCCGUCCUUUGCAACUGGCGGCUCUUCUCGGCCGAGUCCAGGUCGGGGAGGAAAAUGGCGCCGGCGCCCCGAGGCGUCCGGGAGGCGCCGCUGCUGCAGUGUCGGUGCGGACCCCUUUGCCGGCUCCUUCUCUUCGCCCAGGCCUUCCUCCUGCUGCCGGCCGCCCGGGCGGGCCUCUGCCCCGCGCCCUGCUCCUGCCGCGGCCCUCUGCUGGACUGCAGUCGCAGGAAACUGCCCGCGCCGAGCUGGAGAGCGCUGUCGAGCCCCCUGCCCCCCGACGCCGCCAGCCUUUGUGUGCCACAACACCCAUAGGAUCAGAUUCAUCAUUGGACCCCCAGACCUCUCACCCAGGACCCUAAAAGUGCAUACCUUUGAAGCCUUUAUCUUCCUCCUGACUGAUGGAUCGGGGAUCCAUUGGGAUUUGAGUCAUAAUCGGUUGUCUAACUGGAACAUCAGCUUGGAAUCUCAGACAUUACAAGAAGUGAAAAUGAAUUAUAAUGAACUAACAGAAAUCCCAUAUUUUGGAGAACCAACCUCCAAUAUUACUGCAUUGUCAUUAGUCCAUAAUAUAAUCGCAGAAAUAAAUGCAGAGGAGUUCCAGUUUUACCCUGCUCUCGAGAGUUUAGAUCUCAGUUCAAACAUAAUAUCAGAAAUCAAGACAGCUUCAUUUCCUCGAAUGCAGCUUAAAUACCUGAACUUGAGUAAUAAUAGGAUAACCAUUUUGGAGGCUGGUUGCUUUGAUAAUUUAUCGAGUUCCUUAUUAGUGGUAAAGUUAAACCGUAACAGAAUUAGCAUGAUUCCACCCAAGAUCUUCAAGCUACCUCACCUCCAAUUCUUGGAGCUAAAAAGAAACCGGAUUAAAGUUGUGGAAGGUCUAACAUUCCAAGGUCUGGAUUCCUUAAAGUCUUUAAAAAUGCAGCGGAAUGGAAUUAGCAAACUUAAGGAUGGCGCUUUUUUUGGCUUGGAUAACAUGGAAGAAUUAGAACUGGAGCAUAAUAACCUCACAGAAGUGAACAAGGGGUGGUUGUAUGGCUUGCGAAUGUUACAACAGCUCUAUGUGAAUCAGAAUGCUGUUGAAAGGAUCAGCCCUGAUGCAUGGGAGUUCUGCCAAAGACUGUCUGAACUUGAUUUGUCCUAUAACCAGUUGACCCGCCUGGAUGAAUCUGCCUUUGUGGGUCUGAGCUUACUGGAGAGAUUGAAUUUAGGGGACAACAGAGUCACUCACAUUGCUGACGGUGUAUUUAGGUUUCUCUCCAAUCUUCAGACACUAAACUUAAGAAACAAUGAAAUUUCAUGGGCCAUAGAAGAUGCUAGUGAAGCCUUUGCUGGACUCACAAGUCUUACUAAAUUAAUCUUACAAGGAAAUCAGAUUAAGUCAAUUACAAAGAAAGCAUUCAUUGGUCUUGAAUCCCUUGAGCAUCUAGAUUUGAACAACAAUGCUAUAAUGUCUAUCCAAGAAAAUGCUUUUUCUCAGACUCGCUUGAAAGAACUGAUUCUGAACACAAACAGUUUGCUCUGUGACUGCCAUUUGAAGUGGCUGCUUCAAUGGCUCGUUGAUAAUAACUUUCAACAUUCCGUGAAUGCAACUUGUGCACACCCCGAGUGGCUAGCAGGGCAGAGCAUCCUGAAUGUGGAUCUGAAGGAUUUUGUCUGUGAUGAUUUUCUCAAGCCACAGAUAAGAAGACAUCCUGAAACCACAGUUGCUCUCAGAGGUGUGAACGUGACUCUGACGUGCUCUGCAGUGAGCAGCAGUGAUUCACCCAUGUCUACUGUGUGGCGCAAAGACAGUGAAAUCCUGUAUGAUGCUGACAUUGAGAAUUUUGUUCGUUUUCAACAGCAAGCUGGAGAAGCUCUGGAAUAUACUAGUGUCUUACAUCUUUUCAAUGUGAAUUUCACAGAUGAAGGAAAAUAUCAGUGCAUCGUUACUAAUCACUUUGGUUCUAAUUAUUCUUAUAAAGCCAAACUGACUGUGAAUGAGAUGCCUUCAUUUCUGAAAACCCCAAUGGAUCUAACUAUUCGCACCGGUGCCAUGGCCAGAUUAGAAUGUGCUGCAGAAGGGCACCCUGCACCUCAGAUUUCCUGGCAGAAAGAUGGCGGGACUGACUUUCCUGCAGCCCGAGAAAGACGAAUGCAUGUCAUGCCCGAGGACGAUGUCUUCUUCAUCGCAAACGUGAAGAUAGAAGACAUGGGGAUCUACAGCUGCAUGGCACAAAACAUAGCAGGAGGCCUCUCAGCAAAUGCCUCACUCACAGUGUUAGAGACGCCCUCAUUUAUUAGACCCCUGGAGGACAAGACAGUAACCCGAGGUGAAACUGCAGUGUUACAGUGCAUAGCUGGAGGGAGCCCUGCCCCUCGCCUCAACUGGACCAAAGAUGAUGGACCACUGCUGGUGACAGAACGGCACUUCUUUGCUGCAGCCAACCAGCUUCUCAUCAUUGUAGAUGCUGGGCUAGAAGAUGCCGGGAAAUACACCUGCAUUAUGUCUAACACUCUUGGAACAGAACGUGGUCACAUUUACCUAAAUGUCAUCUCAUCCCCCAAUUGUGACUCUUCCCAGAGUAGCAUUGGGCAUGAAGACGAUGGCUGGACCACAGUUGGCAUUGUCAUCAUCGUUGUGGUCUGCUGUGUUGUGGGCACCUCUUUGAUCUGGGUCAUUGUUAUUUACCACAUGAGAAGGAAAAAUGAAGACUAUAGUAUUACGAACACAGAGGAGCUUAACCUGCCUGCAGACAUUCCCAGCUACUUGUCUUCCCAAGGAACUCUGUCUGAGCCACAGGAAGGCUACAGCAACUCUGAGGCAGGCAGUCAUCAGCAGCUCAUGCCUCCUGCCAAUGGAUAUUUACACAAAGGCACUGAUGGUGGCUCUGGAACCCGGGUUAUCUGCUCAGAUUGUUAUGACAAUGCCAAUAUCUACUCCAGGACGCGAGAAUACUGUCCGUACACCUACAUUGCUGAGGAGGAUGUUCUAGAUCAGACACUGUCCAGCCUCAUGGUCCAGAUGCCCAAAGAGACUUAUCUGGCACAUCCUUCCCAAGAUGCCACAACACUGGAGAGCCUGGUCUUACCAGCAGAUAGAGAGACGUCUGCCUUUCCCACCAACCACGAGAGGGUGAAUGAGAAGACACUUGCCUCCACACAGAUGAGCAGUGAAACAUUGCAGCGGCCUCUGUGGAACAUGAGCGGAGAACUAGGCCUGCCUCCUGCUCCCUUUUCCCAGCAGCCCGUCCCUGCGUCACCACAGCCCCAUCAGCACGAGGGCCUGGCGGAGAGUGGUGCCGCUUGCUCCGCUUCCCCCACGCCCUGUCACAGGUUGCACGACCUCGCUUUUGAUUUUAGUAGGACUCGGAACAUUCAAGAGGGAAGCGAGGGCACAUGAAAUAUUCUAGGGUGCAAUCUGGGCAAAGACCCAAAUUCAUUAAUUUUGUAUUUACUACCUCAGAGUUCAGAAGAAACCCCAAAGUCAGCAUUUGCUUCACUCUUUGUCUACAAUUACAUUUGACCACACCAAGGUGGGCUAGGCAUUUGUUUGGGCUUACACCUGACAAAGAAAAGAUAAUGGCUGACAGACCUGGGUACAUGGACUAGACAGUGUGCCGCAGGGGCAGAGGACGACGGUACAGGACAGAUGUGCUUCCUGAGGGUCCGGGGCAAUAUGCCCGGUGCAUUGCAUAUUGGGAAGAGUCUCAUUGCUGCUUACCAUGCUGAUUGUCUCAACCCGCAGAAUGAUUCUGAGAAAACAGAAUCUAUUUUGCCUUCCAAAGAACAAAAAUAACUUUGGGCCUUGCUUGGACAUGUUCGGGGAUUUGUCAGUGGUUUUAGCAGGUUUUAGCGAGCCGGUCGUUGAGGCUUUGAUAUUCAAAGUCUUUGGCAAGUAUCCCAGGCUUGACCAGCUGUUACCAGGUCAAGGAGUUUUGUAUUCAUGUGAAUCAUUUUUUUCCUUGGGGGGCGGGGGAGAAGGGGAUCCCUAUCACCCUGGAAUCUCAUUGUAAAUAUAUGUGCAUUUAUAAAUAAUUUUUUGUAUUCAUUGACCGUAAGUGUUGGCUGCAAUGUAAAUAUUUUUGAUAUGCCAAAAUUAUAUAUGACAUCUAGUUAUAAUGUUGACAGCAGCUUCUCAGACCACAGACAGAUUUUGUAUAUCUUGGUUUAGUGAUUUUAAAGGCUGUUUAAAGUUUUAAAAAUGUAUUUGUUAAGAAGUCUAUGUAUAGAGGUAGGGUACCUAGUGAUUGGGUGCACACAAACAGUCUUGGUGUAAUUAACCACUUCGUACCUAAAGGUUCAUACAUCUACUCAUUUGCCACCUGUUUACAAGUGCCAGACACUAUUACCUUUCUAGGGUAGAAAGGCUCUUUGAAAACACUAGCAGUCCUGUCAUCGCCAUAUGUACGUAAAUAAAGGAAAACUCGUUUGGGGAAUAUCUUCUUUCAACAAAGGAUUUAGUUGACGAGGAAACCAAAGAUUGUUUCUUUUCUGUUUGUUUUUUUAUAAUGUCUCUUCUACCAAUCCACAUUGCAUCUUAAGAAGGGAAAAGGGCUUUUGGAAGUAGAAGGACAUGCAGAAAUGUUUACACUAUAAAGCUUUGGAGUGGUCCUUGUUUAAGUACAAGGAUUAUUUAAGCCAAAAAGUUUUCCUGAAUUUCUGGUAGUGUUACGUAAACAAAGGACUUGACACUAAUGGAAUGGAAUGGACUGGAGUUCUUUGUGCUUUCAGAUUUCCUUACAUAGGCAGGCAGGCGGUCAGACUCUGUCCUCUACAUCUUGUAAGUGCUAGCUAGCUAUGUACUACACAACCUGUCACUUCAGUGAAAAUAAGUCAUUGUGCAUUUCAGGGGUUCUAAACGCUCAUAAUUUCUUAGCUUUUUGCUAGAAUUUAAUGCUUGUUUUCAAUCCUAAAUCUCCCAUAGGCAGCAUCACCUCUUGAGCUGUUUCGUACCAUCAUGCCUUUCUCUUUUCCCUUUUUAAACUAUCAGCCUUUCUUCAUUUUCACUUUGAACUUCUUAAAUAUCUUCCCCCCACCACCCUUCAAUUUGUGCUUACUAGGUUGUAGUAUAAUUUGUACUGACUUAGAAUCAAGAGACCUGAUUGUAUUCCCUGCCCUGUACUUACUAGUUGUGUAAUCAGGGCCCAGUCCCUUUACAUCUCAGCCUGUUUAUGAAAUGAGGGCGCUUUAUGGAUGCUCUGAAGCCCUUUCCAGCUGUAACAUUCUAUGAACCUGUGAUCCCUCCAGGAACCAAGGAGGGUUAUGCUACUCUAAUAAAAAGCUGCUUUCAUGAGAUGUUUGUUAAGUAGAACAAGAGCGAUGCUGCUUACUCUGACUUGAGCCAGACUUACUUCCUCUAUAGCAGGAGAAAUGGUAUAAGCUACACUCCUGGGAAGAAAUAUUCUGCUUCUAAACAGUGUCAGUAAACAAGGACACUGGACUGCAUUGACAAGCACCAGUGCGCUCUAGCACAGCAGGUCUGAGCGCCGGUGUUGGAAUACUCCACAGACUCUGAAUCAGUUGGAGGGUGUGCCACCGCUAAUUUGUCACUAGUUUGUGACCUUUCUGCUGUGUUCAAGGUUAUCCCAAUAAUGACAGUACUCUUUCUCAUAUUCUGAUAGACUUUCUUGAGUGAAAAAGGUGGAGAUAGAGCUAGACUGCAAGUGAACAUUGGCUGUCACGUGUGAGAGGACAAAACAGGCUGGGCCAGUGCCCUAGGAAACAUGGCUGCAUGGUGCUGCCGUGGUGUUGGCAGUGGCCAUUCUCUGCAGUAUCAGUCUGUCUCCUGAUGGCCAGGGAUUCCGUUUUGUCAACUCUCAGCUAUCCCUAGCUUGUCUACUGGUACAUAACUAAAAAACUUACCUAAAUACUAGUCAGGAAUUUGUUUAAAUGUGAAUAGCCUACCCCUGGUCUUUAAAGAAGAUAAUGAAUUUAAUAAAUUCUAAUCUUAGGAGGAAUACCUGAAACUUUUCAUCAUUGCAUCUGUUCCUUUUUUUUUUUUUUUUUUUAAAUAUAUUUUAUUGAUUUUUUACAGAGAGGAAGGGAGAGAGAUAGUUAGAAACAUCGAUGAGAGAGAAACAUCGAUCAGCUGCCUCCUGCACAUCUCCCACCGGGGAUGUGCCCGCAACCCAGGUACAUGCCCUUGACCGGAAUCGAACCUGGGACCUUUCAGUCCGCAAGCCGACGCUCUAUCCACUGAGCCAAACCGGUUUCGGCAACUUUUCAUCAUUGCAUCUGUUCUUGACCAAGCAGCGUUUAACUCUACUAUAACCCGGAUUAGUGGCUCAGCAGUGUUUCUUUCCAGCAUCGUAAUGUCUGCCUGUUGCCAGUUUAAUACAGGAUGUGGCUGACCCAGGCAAAUGAAAAUGCUGGGACCCAAUUACCACUUCCUCUCAGGAGCGAUGCAUAAAUCCUCUCAUGUGUUGGUACCCCUCAGACCGAUUCUUCAGGCCUGCCUGGAAGAACUAGCCUUGUCCUUGAACUCCAGCCUCACUGGCACAGGCUCCACACCUAAGCCAUUGGCUUUCCGUCCUUCGCAGCUUCUAAAGUGCUUUCCCCAGAAGGCACAGUACUCCGAGGACCCAGCCACGUGCACUUCCCUCCAGGUGCCAUCUCAGAAUGCUUAGGAUGCAUGUUUCUCUGUAAGGUAACUUUCAUGUUUAAAAACAGUUGCCUUCACAUUACCCAUUUGGAGGUUGUAAAAGAAACAAAUGUUAAGCAGCUUAGACUGAGCCAUUUUCCUAAGAAAAGGGAGAUAUGAUAAAAGUCUUUAAUUACUUUAAAUGGUUGUCUUAUGAGAUUCACUGUUUUGAUUCCAGAGGACCUGGGUCAUAUCAGUGGGGCAGCAGCUACAGGAGAUGCAGAAUACCCUGGCCAGUAAUCUAUAAUAAUAAAAGCAUAAUAUGCUAAUUAGACCCGACAGCCGAAGGACCUUCUGGAUGAAGCCCGGGCUGCGAGGGCCAAGCUCCUUGCACGAAUUUUGUGCAUCAGGCCUCUAGUUCUAUAUAAGCUCACUUGCUAACCUAACUGUUAGAUUUACCUGACAAUUGGAAUAAUCAGCCUUUGGGGGAAAAGUACACACGGAAGCUGAAUAAUCAUUUGCUAAUAACUUUGAGGAAAUUUCUGCCUUGAGAUGGAAUAUGGGCAAGAUGACUUUCAUUUUAUCAUUGGAAAUCUCCAGAAAAACCGUGCCCUUCAGAAUCCUUUAUAUAAAGUAUAGAGCACUUAAGAAUUUUUUUAAACUAAAGUAUUUUGUGUUUUGGCCUAUUCUGUGUUAAUGGCUGAAAACAUGAAAGUGGGCUUAUUCUGAGGAAAUCUGUAACUAGUAAUUAACACAGACAGCACUACCAUAAUAAAAAGUUUAAAGCCUGUCAUGUAUUAUAUCCCUCCCUUUUACUCUUUAUUUAAUUUUGAUCCCUAUUCUUAUCAGUGGGCUCCAUAUAGAAUGGGGUUGGAAUUGUAGUGUUUAAUUUUAUACCGAGUAUUUCACUCAAGUGUGUGGUGGCCUGUUCUAAUCACUUGACUAUCCACAGAAAUGCCAAGAGGGUAAUGGAGCUACAGAGGUAAAUUUGCUGUCAUUUUAUGCUACAUCUUCCAUUUCAUAUUUUACUUCUUGAUGCAGAUGACAGGCAAUUGUGAAACAGUCGAGCUAAGGUUUUUUGGCAAUCUGCAAGGAAUGUUUCAUUUUUCUAUUACAUGGUCUCUUUCCAAUUCAGUUUGGCAGAUGUUUCCCCCUCCUGCUCUUCUAACCUUUUUUGGGGGAGUACAAGCUACACCAAUAUCAGUCAGCUUUCAUUUUCUUUCUGUUUUGGACACUGCCUUGUUUGUUGCAAAAAUAACAAGUUCUGAAUUGAGAGAUCUAUUAUAAGCUGCUCUUAUCAAAACAACACCUGAAAGCCCAUGAGUCAUCUGAAGGUUUUAUGGGUACUAAAGGGUGUGUGUGUGUGUGUGUGUGUGUGUGUGUUUUAAGAGUAAUAUUUGGACCUGUUCCCUCAAGUUUGUAUUGUUUAUCAGUCCUAAUAAUCUUCACCAACGGGUGGGGUGAAGGUGAAAAACAGGUGUAAGGAAUAUAAUUAUCAGCUGUAACUGUCUUGAAAGAGAAAUUGGUCAUCAUGUGGUCAACUGCUCUUAGAAUUUUCCUUAGCUACUGGAAGUGGCCUCUUGAUCCGUAGACUAUUUCUAUGUUCCCACUCUGCUCCCCCUGUGUUUCCCCCACCCCCAUCAGAGGAUGUCAGUCUGAGCAGCCCUGGUACUAGAUGUCCCUGAGGAGAGUUGUAAGCCAAGUUGUUCAGUGUGGCCCUUUCCUCAUAUCUAUUUAUAUUUUCUCACACGAGAAUGUAUAUUUUAUAAAGCAUGUGUUUGUCUACUUGUUUGUCUACUGUGAUAUGUCUUCAAUAAAGCUAAACUACAUUAUGA
Myotis myotis is the source of this 8450-nucleotide messenger RNA. It is a transcript of the gene LRIG2, whose product is annotated as leucine rich repeats and immunoglobulin like domains 2. Gene Ontology annotation, molecular function: protein binding. The coding region runs from base 547 to 3435 and encodes 962 amino acids. The transcript is spliced from 19 exons. The record is from RefSeq and is a predicted model, not a curated record. Lineage: Eukaryota; Metazoa; Chordata; Mammalia; Chiroptera; Vespertilionidae.